Xenopus tropicalis (tropical clawed frog) is the source of this 1855-nucleotide messenger RNA. It is a transcript of the gene stx16, whose product is annotated as syntaxin 16. Gene Ontology annotation, cellular component: Golgi apparatus; membrane; Golgi membrane. Gene Ontology annotation, biological process: membrane fusion; intracellular protein transport; vesicle-mediated transport. Gene Ontology annotation, molecular function: SNAP receptor activity. The coding region runs from base 172 to 1143 and encodes 323 amino acids. Lineage: Eukaryota; Metazoa; Chordata; Amphibia; Anura; Pipidae. The transcript has 9 exons. The record is from RefSeq and is a predicted model, not a curated record.
GACUUCUGGCGCUGGAGGCGGAAGUAUCUGUGACAGGGGCGGAAGUGGAAUUGUGUGCUCGUCUCUGUGGGAUGCGGCGAGCCGGGCGCAGGUCGGAGGGGCGGUGGCGGCGGGUCCCUCAGGUUUGAGUGUCCGGUACUGGGGAGGGUAGGAGUGGGCUGAGGCCGGACCAUGGCGACCCGCCGGCUGACCGACGCCUUCUUACUAUUGCGGAACAAUGCGGCCCAUAACCGGCACAUUCUGGCCGAGCAAGUGAGUAAUGAGAGGCGCCCGGGGAGUGCGCGGAGCCCGGGAGCGGAACUGGAUGAGCUGGCCGAUGAUCGCAUGGCAUUGGUGUCCGGGCUGAGCUUGGAUCCCGAGGCGGCCAUUGGUGUGACCAAGCGUCUUCCUCCCAAAUGGGUGGAUGGGGUGGAGGAGAUCCAGUACGAAGUCACACGGAUAAAGCAGAAGAUGAAAGACCUGGCGAGUCUGCACGACAAGCACCUCAACCGCCCGACGUUAGACGACAGCACAGAGGAAGAGCACGCCAUAGAAAUAACUACUCAGGAGGUCACGCAGAUGUUUCACCGCUGCCAGCGCUCCGUGCAGUCCUUACAGAGCCGGUGCCGACACUGCACGGAGCAGGAGGAGCGACUGCUGCGGAAUGUGGUCUCUUCACUGGCGCAGUCGCUUCAGGACCUUUCCACCAACUUCCGACAUACGCAGUCCGGGUAUCUGAAACGGAUGAAAAACCGAGAAGAGAGGUCCAAGCAUUUUUUCGAUACGUCGGUUCCUCUUAUGGAUGACGGGGAAGACAAUACUCUGUACGAUCGGGGCUUUACAGAGGACCAGCUGGUCCUGGUGCAGCAGAACACAUUAAUGGUGGAAGAGAGAGAGCGAGAGCUGCGCCAGAUUGUACAGUCCAUCUCUGAUCUGAACGAGGUGUUUAGAGAGCUGGCGGGAAUGGUGGUAGAACAGGGCACGGUUCUGGACAGAAUUGACUAUAAUGUGGAACAGGCUUGUGUGAAAACAGAGGAUGGUUUGAAACACUUACAGAAGGCGGAGCAGUACCAGAAGAAGAACCGCAAGAUGCUCGUCAUUUUAAUUUUGUUUGUAGUCGUGAUAGUCCUCAUUGUCGUGUUGAUUGGCGUCAAGUCCAAAUAGGUCAUCCUUCCUUUUUUUUUUUUUUUUUUUUUAACCUUUUGAAUUACAGUACAGAUUUUCUUUUUCUUGUGUCUAAAGAAACCUAAAAUAACAGAUCCUGAUUCAUGAGAAGAACCGGCGCCUGGAAACCGAUUACUUGCAGGGAUCCAUGGCGGCGCUGCCAGCUCUCGGCUCUGAUUGGCUGCCUUUCUCUGAGACUUUAUUGCAUAAAGGACCAAAAGUUGUACGAAUCUCUUCUAGAAAAGGAGUGACUCCUGCAGUCUGUAAUCUGGAGCUGCUGUUCCUGGGCCAGAAUUCUGGUUCUGUUUGCUGCUCGUGCCUGACACACCUGCUUUCUUCCUAUAGGAUUCAGUAACCGCCCCUUUUAUCCCAUCUGUUUAUCCCAUUUCAUUGUGACUGGAGAAGUAGGAAGGACUGUUCAGGUUGGUUUAAGAUGAGAUGUUGUAUGUCCAGUGUGUUUCUACUGCAUUGUGUGACAGCUGCUGUCACUUUUAAAUUCCUUCCCGCUGUCUCGUGGAGUAGGGGCUGUCAUUUAGUACUGGCCUUGUGUGUCCGUGGUACAGAUGCACCGAAUCCAAGAUCCAGGAUUUGGCCUUUUUCAGCAGGGUUUGGAUUUGGCCAAAUCCACAGUCCUGGGCGAACCGGAUGCUAAUUAGGAUUUGGAAGGGUUAAACGUCCGCAUGAACAUGGAAGUGUUCAGUAUUCGGCCGAA